Messenger RNA from Caenorhabditis angaria, 938 nucleotides. The record is from the annotation of a GenBank genome assembly. NCBI's taxonomy places the organism in Eukaryota, Metazoa, Nematoda, Chromadorea, Rhabditida, Rhabditidae.
AUGAUGAAGAUGAUGAGCUGGGAAGACCAAGAUGAAUUUUUUACGUUUUGCAGGUAAAACUAUUUUACGUUUUGCAGGUAAAUUUUAGGACCUCUGAGCUAAGUUUUGGGCUCUCAAAAGUUCAAAAAUUUCCAAAAUUGGCUUAUAAAAGUUAUCAGAGAAAAAAGUUUCAGAUAUUGUCAGAAAAUUUUUUGAUUUUGGAAAAAAUCGGGGCGCGAAUUUUUAUGAAUUUUCAGCAGGGCUGAUUCACGAAGGAAAAAAAUUGUUAAAAAUGAUUUUUUAACAUCGAAAGAUCAAUUCACAAUUAGUUUUUCGAGUUUUUCAGCCAAAAAUGAUGACAAAUCGAUAUUUUUCGAGCUUCUGGAGGGAUUUCUGAUGAAAAUAAGCCUAUUUUGCUUUAUUUUAUGAAUUUUUCGAAAUUCAUCAAAAUUUAAAAUUUUUUAUUUCACGAAAAAUCAGCAAAACCUUCUGGAAAGUCAAUUUUCAUCAGAAAUUACUCCAGAAGCUUGAAAAAUAUUGAUUUGUCAUCAUUUUUGGCUGAAAAACUCGAAAAACUAAUGUUUUUUCGACAUUUUUUGACUUUUCGUGUUGUUUUAUUGUUAUUAAAUCUAUCUGAAACUUUUUUCUCCCAAAAAUUAUUUUGAAAUGUAGCUAUGAUAACUUUUGAGAGCCCAAAACUUGGCUCAGAGGUCAAAAACCCCCUGAAAAUCCCAAAUUUUCCCAGAAAAUGCAACGAAAGAGAUUGCGUUUGCCACAAAACUGAUGAUUUGACACGAAAUACAAUUGAAGCAACCACUAGAAAAUGCCCAAAUUGUCAAUGUUCAACUGAAAGAAAUGGCGGAUGUUCACAUAUUCAUUGCACAAAUUGUGGCUAUGAUUGGUGCUUUAAAUGUGUUAAAGAAUGGACUGAAAAUUGUCAAUGGGAUCAUUGGUUUUGA